GGGGCGGGGUCAACCACUUCGCGGGGUUAGAGACGGCUUUGGAAGGCCAGUGCGUAGGGUUAAGAACGGGGUGUGUGCAUCUAAUUGUCUGCUGACGCCUCCCCCUGGAUAAACUCAGAACUUCCACUCAAGACGCACCUCCCUCAGCCCAGGUGGUGUUUACUCCUCAUCAGCCACUACUUCAUCCAUCCGUGGAUUUCCCUAAGCCUGCCUCUGUGAGGGGAUAGACACUAGAGAGUUCCUAGAAGACCUUACGACCUGAAGGGCAGUCAGCGCCCAGAAACUAGAACUUCCGGAAUCCUUUGCGCGCGGCUAGGGGGCGGGGAUUUGGGAGCCGUCUCCGGUUAGGAGAUGGCAGAGUCCUCGGGGUCUCCGCACCGCUGGUUGUACAAACAAGUGGGCUCGCCGCCCUGGAAAGAAGCUUUCAGGAAGAGAUGUCUCGAGAGAAUGAGAAACAGCCGGCACAGGCUCCUGAACAAGUACCGCCAGGCUGCAAGUGGUACACCAGGGAGAGCCUCAGACAGAUUGCUUGUGCAAGAAGUGAUGGAGGAAGAGUGGAAUUCUUUGCAGUCAGUAGAGAAUUAUCCAGAGGCCUUGAUUCAGUUGGGACUGCCAGGGGACCUAGCUGUGCUGCAGGACAUCGAACAGGAGCUGUGUGAUGAAGAAAAGUCCAUCAUAAGCGAGUAUGAGAAGAGCUUACAGUUUGAUGAAAAUUGUCUCAACAGCAUGUUGGCUGAGUGGGAAGCAAACCCCCUCAUCUGUCCUGUGUGUAUAAAGUACAACCUGAGAAUAAUGAACAGUGUGGUCACGUGUCCGUGUGGCCUGCACAUCCCAUUUCACUCUCCAGGGUUGACAGAGCAGAAGCUGCGUGCCUGUUUGGAGGAUAACAUAAAUGAACACGGUGCACACUGUCCCCACACGCCUGAAUUUUCAGUCACCGGUGGAACAGAAGAGAAGCCCAGUCUUCUGAUGAGCUGCCUGGCUUGUGACACUUGGGCUGUGAUCCUCUAAUCAUCCUGGCCUCACACUUCACUGCUGGGCUGACAACUCAUUCCCUCUGAGAGGGUCUCUGCAUGCACAAGCCUCUUGUAUAUAACUUAUUUUACAUUAAAACUGUUCAAACAUC
This is a messenger RNA of Peromyscus eremicus (cactus mouse), 1126 nucleotides long. RefSeq names its product RPA interacting protein (gene Rpain). The transcript has 7 exons. Bases 352 to 1011 code for a protein of 219 amino acids. Gene Ontology annotation, cellular component: PML body; nucleus. Lineage: Eukaryota; Metazoa; Chordata; Mammalia; Rodentia; Cricetidae. Gene Ontology annotation, biological process: protein import into nucleus. The record is from RefSeq and is a predicted model, not a curated record.